Molecule: messenger RNA, 1107 nt
Organism: Penicillium waksmanii
Lineage: Eukaryota; Fungi; Ascomycota; Eurotiomycetes; Eurotiales; Aspergillaceae
Product: homoserine dehydrogenase
Exons: 2
Coding region: 1-1107 (368 amino acids)
Biological process (GO): L-homoserine biosynthetic process; aspartate family amino acid biosynthetic process
Molecular function (GO): aspartate kinase activity; NADP binding; homoserine dehydrogenase activity
Source: RefSeq, a predicted model, not a curated record
AUGACGAAAACAUUAUUUCUCGGAAUUAUUGGAGUCGGAGGAGUUGGAAAUGCAUUUCUAGAACAGCUGGGGCGGCUCCCAACCCCACCUAAGCUCAUUCUUCUUGCACGCUCAUCGCAAUCCCUUCUUGCCCCCUCACCGGGAUAUUCGCCAUCUAUCCCGAUCACAAGUUGGAACAAAGCCACAGAAAAAGAAUCAUUAAUCAAAUGCGGAGCUCUCACCCCGGUCGAGAUGGUCGAAUAUCUCGGCCGUGCUCCAGGGCCUACCAUCGUGGUCGAUAACACCUCCGACCUCGCCCUCGCACAGGCAUAUCCUCUCUUCCUCAGAAAGGGAAUUUCAAUAGUGACCCCAAACAAGAAGGGAUUUUCACAGGAUCUCGGCCUCUGGGAUGAUAUUUUUGCUGCUGCGACAGAGGGAAACGCUCUCGUGUACCAUCAGGGUACAGUAGGUGGUACGCUGCCGGUACUCUCAACGCUGAGAGAUUUGAUAGCGACCGGCGACGAAAUCAUCGGAAUUGAGGCUGUUCUCUCAGGCACUCUAUCGCAAUUACUCGGGACAUACAUGCCCGCAUCUGGAACAUCGACGGAGAGUUGGAGUUCACUGGUCGCUCGCGCUCGAGAGGCUGGCGAGACGGAGCCAGACCCUCGAGAUGAUCUGGACGGCCUUGACUUUGCUCGGAAGCUGACCAUCAUCGCUCGCAUCAUUGGCCUCCGGGUCACCGGCGCAGAUGAAAUCCUAGUCGAAUCACUUAUCCCCGUGGAACUUAGGUCUUUGCCAUCAUCGAGCGAGGGCGUUGAACAGUUCAUGAACCAAUUACCUCAAUUCGAUUCCCGAAUGGAUGAGGCGAAGGAAGCUGCCCAGAAGCAGGAUAAAGUCUUGCGCUACGUUGGUAGUAUAGAUGUACCGACAAAAACUAUCAAGGUUGGGCUGCAUCAGGUUGACAAGAAUAGCCGAAUUGCUGGGUUGGUGGGUACCAAAUUUGUGAGCAUGUAUACUAAACGAUACAAAGAGACUCCCUUGGUUCUACAAGGAGGCGGGGGAGGAGGCGAGAUUACGGCCUCGGGAUUGAUGGCCGAUCUGCUCAAGGUGAUGGAGCGACUAGGAUAG